Messenger RNA from Plenodomus lingam JN3, 1470 nucleotides. Lineage: Eukaryota; Fungi; Ascomycota; Dothideomycetes; Pleosporales; Leptosphaeriaceae. The record is from RefSeq and is a predicted model, not a curated record.
AUGGCUAAUCGAUUGGAAGUGUCAAACCCGUUCACAAGAUACGAAAAUCGCAUGCGUCGUAAUACUAGAAAUAGUAAAUGGGUUGACGCUAAGACUCCACGGCCUAUACCACGCCAACGAGCUGGACCGAAUCACGACGUUCAACAGAUUAAAAAACCUGAAAUUCAGGACAUUCAUGUACCUUUGAAAGUCGCCGUUAUCAAUGAUUACGAACCUGGGCAAAGCCCGGAUGAAUGUAGUUCUCUCAUGAGCAGUGUGCCUCCAGUGAAGGACUCAUCUGUGGAGGCUAUUUCUCCUUUGUCGAACUCUGAUAAUAGGAAACAAGCUCAGUUUGCAUCGAGUUUGUAUGCUGCGGAUUAUACUCACUCACAAGAAACAAGGCAUGGUUCGUACGUACACAUUCCCACUGACACGAAAACCCCUGACCCCAAGCCCAAGAACCCAUGGCAAAAAGGUUCAGCUACUCAACUAGAAGGUAAUGCCAAUCAACAAAUACCGGCCAAGCAAACAAGUGCCCUGCAAAAACGGGGCCAAGAGUCUGACUGGUGGCACAUGGCCAAAGACAUCUACAAGACCGGUCCUCAAGGCGAAGGCCAAAAGGCUUGGAAAGCAUAUCAGCAAGCUCGCAAGAACAAGCCGGUUCAUGCUGAAAGAAGAAAGAAUGAGUUUUCGCCUUCUACAACUCAGACUUCCACGAGCCAAGGAUCAUCACGUAUCCCACUUAACGGACGCUACAUCCAAAGCACCCUACCACGCUUCCCACGAAAAGAACCAGAACCUCCAUUUCCAUCCUACAAACAUCCCUUCGGCCCCGACUCCCCCAUCCACCGCAUCCUCGACAUCAGCAAGGCCCUCCCUCCUGUCCGGCAACUCCACCCACCACCCAAACCCCGUCGCCAAAACAGCUCAUGUGUUUCAAAAAAGUCCCAGCUUGGACACACAUCACACCCUUCGUCCUUGACAGCCUGUAACCCUAGUUCAAAAUCUCCCACUCCUCCCACCAAAGACCCCUGGUGGUGCCCCCGUGCAGACAAGCAAACCGCAAAAGCACAGGCAGCCCUGAAAGCCAAAAUAUCGCGUCCAGGACCCGUUGUACUAUCCGACGACGAGCGUAGCACACACACAUGCACCACCGCCGUCUCAGCUGCUACUGCAUCCUCACAGCUUACAAAGCACACCCACAUCCAAGACUUUGCAUACGCAAAGCCCGCACCACUGAAACGCUCGCGAUCGGGUACCAUGUCCACGAUGCCCCUCCCAACCCCCCAAAGAAGACAAGACACUCCUCCAACCCAUUGGCUCGAACGCUUCGCCCCGACCUCGGCCACGCUUAAUAGAUCCCUUUUGCACCGCCCGCAUGUGCGGCGACGAAACAGCGAUGAGAGUUUUGCGUGUCGCGGCUUGCAAGUACAGACACUGGCGGCGGUGGAGUUGGUGCCUGAGGUGUUGUUCGGGAGGAGUAGGAGUUGA